AUGGCUACUUUUGAAACGGACUACGACGGGUACGGCGCGCAAAAGGAAGACGACCUGACGAUGUCACUUGAACAAAAAUCUGUUGGGUUUAUUAAAGCAGAAUGCAGUAAGAAAAUGAAAUAUGUUAAACAAGGUGCCGAACCCAUUCUUGUAGAUGAAUUCAAGUUAUGCACAGAGAAUGCACCGACGAAAACAUCCAAUUGGCGCCUUGUAGCACAAAAAUAUAUCUGUCCAGCGCUCGAAAAACUGCAUCGCUUUUUUGCGACAUACGGUUGCACCAUGGAGCCCAUAGUUUCGCAAUAUAUGCAGCAUCCUAGUGCGAUACCAAAAGAAUUAUGCACCCUUAGCUGGCGGAGCAAUCACCCGAACGAGAACGAAACCAAUGAAGAAAAAGUGGAGCGCUCUUUUAUGUCUGGAAGAGAUUUUAUACUUUCUACAUUGCAGAGCUGCGAUUCAGUAGCCUUUUAUGCUUGCGGUCUGCAACUUGUUGAAAAUGAUCGUAAGAGUACGACAGGAGUGGAUGUGCUCUGCAUCUUCAGUGAGAAGUUUUUGCAAUUUUCGGCUCAUCUUUUUUUCUGA
Molecule: messenger RNA, 579 nt
Organism: Cylicocyclus nassatus
Lineage: Eukaryota; Metazoa; Nematoda; Chromadorea; Rhabditida; Strongylidae
Source: the annotation of a GenBank genome assembly